Solenopsis invicta (red fire ant) is the source of this 1438-nucleotide messenger RNA. RefSeq names its product pyridoxine/pyridoxamine 5'-phosphate oxidase 2. The record is from RefSeq and is a predicted model, not a curated record. Bases 576 to 1220 code for a protein of 214 amino acids. NCBI's taxonomy places the organism in Eukaryota, Metazoa, Arthropoda, Insecta, Hymenoptera, Formicidae. Gene Ontology annotation, molecular function: pyridoxamine phosphate oxidase activity; FMN binding. Gene Ontology annotation, biological process: pyridoxine biosynthetic process; pyridoxal 5'-phosphate biosynthetic process. The transcript has 6 exons.
AAUUUGUUGGCGCUCUCCUUAAAGUGCACUGUGCGCAGAAUCAGUGUAAGUAUGUAAGUGGGAGAUGACAGUAGGAAUCGAUAAGAACAAAAAGAGUAGUAGUUGUCAGUGAGACUGUUAUUUACUGAGAACGUGACACAGCUUCUAUUCGACUCUUCGAUGGUAAAUUCCUUUCGAAUAAUUAAUUAAAUACUUGAAAUUCAAGAAAGAGAUAUAUAUACGCUCGCUAUUCUUGCAAGAGCUAGAUGACGUAACAUUGAAUACUAUCGGUAUCACAAAUAUUGUUUCCUUUAACGAAAAUUGUGCUAAACAAAAUUGAGGAAAUAACCAAAUACAAUCUAAGAGAUUGUAUAAAGUGCAGAAAAGUUAAGGAGUUUUAAAGUCAACUUUUAUGCCACAUUUAUGCAAUUAAAAAAAAUCAAAAGUGAACUUUACCUCAUACGAGAGCAAUGGAGGGUUAAAUAGAUAAGCUUCUAUCUGGUAAAACAAAUCUUCUUCAAUAGAGAAUUUGUAGGAAUAUUUUUUAUUGGGUGCAACGCUUUCCUGAGUUAAUUCACACGUAUUUUACAAAAAAAAUGGCAAUGACUGAAGAUCACGUGGGUCUCGCACAAAUCCAUCCUGUUGACAAUCCUGUCGAUCUCUUUAGAAUAUGGCGCGACGAAGCGAUAAAAUUCCAAACUGGAUUGGUAGAUGUCUGUUGUCUAGCAACUGUCUCUUUCCCAAAUUUCAAAGUCAGCUCGAGAAAUUUGAUGUUACGAGAAUUCGAUGAUAAUGGUUUUGUCAUCAUGACAGACGCUCGCAGUCGGAAAAUCCAGGACAUGGAUUAUAAUCCAUAUACUGCCAUGUGUUUUUUAUGGAACUAUAAAAACGAUAAACAACAUCACGUUAUGCGACAAGUAAGGGUAGAGGGACUGAUGAAAAAACUGGAAAGACCGGCCUGUCAGCUUAUAUACGACAGAGAACCAUUGUACUGUAAAAUCCGAGCUCACCUGUGCCAUCAAGACCAACCGGCUAACUGGGACGAUUUGAAUCGUCGGUAUAAUGAGAUCUUAGCACAGGCGAACAUGGGAGAGGACUUGCCAAUGCCGGAUUAUGUUGUAGCUUAUAAACUGUUACCCGAAGUGAUGGAAUUUUAUUACGCAUGGGAUCAAUUAAUCGCUGAUCGAAUACGUUAUCAAAAAAAUGAGAACCGUUGGGAACAUCAGAGAAUAACGGCAUAAUUUUGUACAGUGUGCACAAUGCGUUCGCGCGCGCGCACGUCGAUGUUCUCCAAUAAAUUAUUCUAUUUUUGUUAGAGUAAAUCCAACUGAUAUAAUAUUAUAUUGCUUAAAAAUUCAAGAGUUAUUCGGUGACUUUUACAAUCGUAUUUAGAAUGCUCAGGUUAGAACUUUAUUACUUUGAAUUAUUGCAGUUAAAAAAAUACACAUAACUAAAAAAA